Messenger RNA from Elgaria multicarinata webbii, 2537 nucleotides. It is a transcript of the gene TTL, whose product is annotated as tubulin tyrosine ligase. NCBI's taxonomy places the organism in Eukaryota, Metazoa, Chordata, Lepidosauria, Squamata, Anguidae. The record is from RefSeq and is a predicted model, not a curated record. Gene Ontology annotation, molecular function: tubulin-tyrosine ligase activity. Gene Ontology annotation, biological process: protein modification process; microtubule cytoskeleton organization. The transcript is spliced from 7 exons. Gene Ontology annotation, cellular component: spindle microtubule. The coding region runs from base 26 to 1159 and encodes 377 amino acids.
UUCUUCUUCUAUCAUAUUUUUUAAAAUGUAUACGUUUGUGGUCCGAGAUGAAAACAGCAGCGUCUAUGCUGAAGUCUCCAAACUCCUCCUUUCCACUGGACAAUGGAAGAGGCUGAAAAGAGACAACCCCAGAUUUAACCUCAUGUUGGGGGAGAGAAACAGGCUGCCUUUUGGGAGACUGGGUCAUGAACCUGGUCUUGUACAACUGGUGAACUACUACAGAGGAGCUGAUAAACUUUGUCGCAAAGCUUCCUUAGUGAAACUAAUUAAGACAAGUCCUGAAUUGGCAGAGUCUUGCACCUGGUUCCCAGAAUCCUAUGUGAUUUACCCAACUGAUCUGAAGACUCCAGUAGCUCCGGCACAGAACGGGAUUCAUCAUCUGGUCAACAACACAAGAACGGACGAAAGGGAAGUCUUCCUAGCAUCCUACCAGAAGAGGAAAGAGAGUGGAGAGGGGAACGUGUGGAUAGCCAAAUCUUCGGCAGGUGCCAAAGGUGAAGGGAUUCUAAUUUCUUCAGAGGCUACUGAACUUUUGGACUUUAUAGAUAAUCAAGGACAAGUGCAUGUGAUUCAGAAAUAUCUCGAGAAGCCUAUGCUCUUAGAACCAGGUCAUCGCAAAUUUGAUAUUAGAAGCUGGGUACUAGUGGAUCACCAGUAUAAUAUCUACCUCUACAGAGAAGGCGUUCUACGGACCUCUUCAGAACCUUACAAUAGUGCUAAUUUUCUAGACAAAACCUGCCAUUUGACCAAUCACUGCAUACAGAAGGAAUAUUCUAAAAACUAUGGGAGAUAUGAAGAAGGCAACGAGAUGUUUUUUGAGGAGUUUAAUCAGUAUCUGACAAGUGCUUUGAACAUUACUCUGGAAAAUACAAUCUUAUUACAAGUCAAAAAUAUAAUAAGAAGCUGCCUUAUGUGUAUAGAACCUGCUAUCAGCACCAAACACCUUCACUACCAGAGCUUCCAGCUCUUUGGCUUCGAUUUCAUGGUGGACGAAGACUUGAAGGUCUGGCUAAUCGAAGUCAAUGGCGCCCCUGCGUGUGCUCAGAAACUUUAUGCAGAGCUUUGCCAAGGCAUAGUGGAUGUAGCCAUCUCUAGUGUCUUUCCCCUUAGUGACACCGUGCAAAAGCAGAGCCAGCAAUCAAUAUUUAUUAAGUUGUGAUGAUAAAAAGAAGGAAAAUGAAGCAUCCGUGCACCACACAUGGGAAAAUCUGCCACCGGUUGAUUCUAGGGACGAAGAAGAAAUGUGAAUUGGUCACUUCACCUGCUCAUCAUGCCAAAACAAGGGAUAAAGGCUGGCAUCCAUCUUGGAAUUUCAUAAACGGAGGAAAGUUUAGAGGGGAAGUCCAAGAUGAACCAAAGUUGUCUUGUCAACUCUCUGUGUGUUUGGGGGGAAACGUUGCUUUAGAAACAGUUCCUACAAAUUCCUCUGGGAGUGCAACAUAAUCGGUUUUUUAAUAAUGUAAGGAAAACCAGGGGUGUGAUCAAGUUUUUCUUCACUCUUCCUUCACCCCUCCCCACCCUGACAUAAUAAUAAUUUAUUUUAGCAAAUGGUAGUACCAGGAUGCUUCCAAAGACUUCGUAGCUUGGAGCGUUUGUCGAGUCGAAAUGUGUGAGGUUUUGUUUGUUUUUCCUCUUCGCCUACUGCAGUUCUAGUGCCUUAGCUUUGUUCCCAAUAAUUAACUUAUUUUGUUCUUGCUUUAAUUCUCUAGAGGUUUGUAAAAAGCUGUCCUGUUCUGUGAGGUAUAAACUGUUCCUUGGAAAAAAAGUUUUUUUAUAUAUAUAUAUGUGUGGAUAUGGAUGUUUUUUGAAAGUAUGUUCCUUGUUUUUCAUUGAGCAGUACUAAGCGCAGAAAACUAAUCAGACAAAUGAAAGACUUCUAUUCCCCCUUUUUUCCCCUCUAAUACAAACUGGCACAAUUUAUGCCCUUUUGAGUCAAAACGCAACCCACCAGACACUUGAUAAUCCUCUUGUAUUUUCAGUCCCUGGCAGGCAGCUUAAACCAGAAUAUUUUAUUCAGGUUGAACUUUUGUAUGGACUUACCUGCCCAUUCAUUUCAGUGGGACUGCUAAGUCAGCAUGUAAGCCUGUGAUGGGCUCCCCUACACAGUUAAUGGGCAGUGUUGAACUUAGUUUGCCAUAUGAUAUGCAGUCCGUUCCUCGUGCAAUUUCAAUCCAUUAUUGCUCACAUUCUGGCAUUGCUAAAACCAAUAGCAAAAAGGCAAGGAAACCAUGGCAUAUUUGUCUAGCACUGGGAUUGAAUUGGACAUUUUGUUCAAAACAUUCACAUUAUUUGGACUCGAAAGCCUUGUAUGUAGUUAGCUGUGGAUCUCCUUUCAUGUCUGUGUGUGUAUACUUCCCCUCCUUGUUUUUUAUCAUGUGUCCCUUAGUUUUAUUCACAUUUCUUAAAGAGAGAAUGAUCAUGGAAAGGAACAUUGCCAUCUUCUACUGUCACUUAAAAAACCACAUUCACCCCCUUUGCAUGUCUUUUCACUGUACUAUAAUGUCUCUGAGCUGCUAAAAUAAAACCUCCAAAAGCCA